Melanotaenia boesemani (Boeseman's rainbowfish) is the source of this 390-nucleotide messenger RNA. It is a transcript of the gene rbis, whose product is annotated as ribosomal biogenesis factor. The transcript is spliced from 4 exons. Gene Ontology annotation, biological process: ribosome biogenesis. Lineage: Eukaryota; Metazoa; Chordata; Actinopteri; Atheriniformes; Melanotaeniidae. The record is from RefSeq and is a predicted model, not a curated record. Gene Ontology annotation, cellular component: nucleolus. Bases 79 to 375 code for a protein of 98 amino acids.
UACGUCACAGCACCAACCGAGGCACGUUUACAGUCCCGCACGAGGAGAACGUCAACACAGCUCGUGAAAUAAGGUAACAUGGCAAAGAACAAACAGAAAGGGAAAAAACCGAAGAACGUCUUUCAAGUUGCUAACAAGCAUUUGAAGAUCAAGAACAAAGCGAAACCCGUCACAACAGCUCUCAAACAUAUCGGUGCAGUGAAAAGUGAUAAGGUGGAGAGCUUAAACGAAGUAUUCACAGAAGUCCAGAGGGAUGUGAAGAGCGUGUCCAAGUCUGUUGCUCCUGAACCCAAGAAACACACACAGGUUCUCCGAGAGCCGCCAAAGGAAUCGGUGAAUGUUGAUAAUGCCACUGAACUUUUCUCUCAGCUUUAAUGGAGCAAAAUGGAC